AUGGUUUUGAUGGGUUUAAAAGGAUUGAGGCAUGUGAGAGUUGAGAAGGGUGCAAUGCCUGGUAUCACUCAAGUAACUAUGGGUGAACUUCCAUUGCUUGAAGAAUUACCUUUUGGUGUUGAAAACUUGAGGCAGCUUCAAGAGAUGGAAUUGUGGUCUAUGAAUUCUAACCUCACAAACAAUUUGCGAAAUGCUGCUGACACUGAAGAAGGAGGUGAAGAAAACAGAAAAAUCGCACGCGUUCCUCAAGUCACCAUUGGCUACCUCCAAGACGGAGUAUGGGAAUGUCACAAGCUAUCCCGUGAGACGAGUUGUCAAGUGAAGAAGGAAUCUCUACCCAAAAUCCAAAUGUAA
This is a messenger RNA of Oldenlandia corymbosa var. corymbosa, 354 nucleotides long. NCBI's taxonomy places the organism in Eukaryota, Viridiplantae, Streptophyta, Magnoliopsida, Gentianales, Rubiaceae. The record is from the annotation of a GenBank genome assembly.